AAUCAGUUUGUGAGCAGACGUCGUGGUCGUCACUAGGGGAUCGGUGUUAAUUAGUGGUACAAAUAGUUCAAUAAACAACUUCAAAAUAGGUAACUGUAAUCCAUAUAGAAAUAAUCGCAAAACUGACAACGACGACGACAUGUCGGAUGAAGCAGAUUUUGAACUUUUCUCUGGCAAAAAAUCCAAAGCGAAACAUGACAAAGCUGACGCUGCAAAGAACGCGGGGCAAACCCAUGACAUCAUCACACCAACAAAUCAAGUAAUUGUUUCACGUUCUACUGAGGAGGAGUACUACCCAAAUAAUAACCCAAAUGUGGGUAUUGCCGUUAUACUGAAUCACAAAUACGUCAAGGGUCAGAAAGAUCGUAUGGGUACGGAGAAGGAUCGUGAUACGAUCGCGCAAACAUUAAAGUUAUAUGGCUUCGAUGUGCGUGUAUUUAAUGAUCUCACAUUCGAGGAGGUGGACGGACAGCUAAGGGCAAUCGCCAAAGACGAUCACACCAACAAUGAUUGUUUUGUAUUGGUUGUUAUGUCACAUGGCGCCGAAGGGCGAGUAUUCGCCAGCGAUAUGAGUUAUCCGGUGGAGCGCCUCUGGCAACCAUUCUUGGGCGAAAAUUGCAAGAGCUUGAUUAAUAAGCCAAAAAUUUUCUUUGUGCAAGCGUGUCGCGGUGAGCGACUAGACAAACCUGUCGUCUUUAGUGAAUUCGCUGUGAUGACGCGACAAAUUGGAGGACCUAGCCUACCCGAAGAAAAACCGCCUGUGAUAACCUAUGCUAUACCAAAUACAGCCGAUCUAGUAGUAAUGUAUUCGACAUUUGAAAAGUAUUAUUCAUUUCGUAACGUCGAGAAUGGUUCUUGGUUCAUACAGAGCCUAUGUAAAGUCUUAACAGCGAGCGCCCAGAAGUCAAAUGCAAGCACUGAAGGUGUUGAUUUCCUACGCCUAUUGACCGCAGUCAAUCGCAAAGUGGCUUAUGAAUAUCAGUCAUUCGCCAAAGUUGAGGCAUUGAAUCAAUUAAAGGAGAUGCCAAACUUUCUAUCAACACUCACGAAAACCUUUUAUAUCAAAGUGAAGUGUCGCCACACCAAGUGAAUCAUUAAAAAAUAAAGCCGUUGCAGAGCAACUAACAGCACAUAAUUUUUGCGCGUAUCAGACAUAUACGCAUAUGCAUACAUAUACAUUUUAACAAUUUUAUGUAACAAAUGACAACAAAUAUAAUACAAGGUGGCGCAAAAUUAAUCACCCUAGCGGCGUCAUAUGUCAAACCUCUUUGACACGUGUGAACUAGACAGCUGCAGUAUACAAAUAAAGAUUUCCAUCAUGUUUUUUAUUUAGUAAAAAAAGUUAUUUAAAAAUAAAAUUGAAAAACAAAGUUGAUUAAUUUUGCACCACCCUAUACUAAUUGCAAACAAGAAAUCGUUUUUAUCAUACACCAAUAUA
Messenger RNA from Anastrepha ludens (Mexican fruit fly), 1438 nucleotides. RefSeq names its product caspase-3-like. NCBI's taxonomy places the organism in Eukaryota, Metazoa, Arthropoda, Insecta, Diptera, Tephritidae. Gene Ontology annotation, biological process: apoptotic process; proteolysis. The transcript is spliced from 4 exons. The record is from RefSeq and is a predicted model, not a curated record. Bases 140 to 1090 code for a protein of 316 amino acids. Gene Ontology annotation, cellular component: cytoplasm.